UACAUUUUGUUUAUCCUACAGACUUGUUGAUUUGUAAUUGGCAGUGCGUAAUCUGUGCUAUAAGACUUCUUCUUUUGUGUUCAAGACAUAAAGAGGUUUGAGGUUGUUCUAUUGAUCCAAUCCUUUGUAUAGGCUGCUGAAAACUAUAACAAAACCCGUCCCCUCUGCCCCGUACAAAGCAAUCGGACCAGCAGAAGAUUCUUCGUUUGAAAGCUUGACACGUAUGCCGUCGCACCACGACCUGAGUAGAUUGAAAAGUUCCGUGUUUAAGAGAAAGAAGAAAAAACUCUCCCCAACCGACCUCACGUAAGCUUUACGUCACCACCAACUACGUCAUCGCAAUAUGACAUCACCACAAAAUCACACAACCGUCAAUGGUAAUGGUUUAAACAACCAAUACGAAAACCCGGUUUACGUUGCCGACACCCCUCUUGAAAAUGACGUAUUCGAUAAUGACGUCAGCACGGAUGACGUCAUGGUGUCUCUUGAAAUCACAGACGAGAUGAAGAAGAAUGCGCAGGAGAAUCCGACAGCAGCAGCAGUCGUCAUCUAUUACUUCCUUCAGCACUCGGGAGACCGUUAACAGCGUUAACUAUGAUGACGUCAUUUCCGCUGAGCGGCUAACUGAAGAAGUUGGCGAGCACAAGAUGAUACCAAUGUCCAAUCUGUCAGUCAACUCUUUGGUCCAAAACCGAAGGCAAAGUGCAGGAAACUUUAGACGUCGAAUGUCGCGCGACGACUUACAAGAUGAGGAAGACGAGUUUUACCAUCGUGAACUGAUACUUAAAAUCCGUAAGACCUUGCCACUAAAGAACUUCCGAGACGAAAUCCGAGCAAGAAGAGACUUGGAAAAGUUCUUGGUGCAACCGGUUGUUGUUUUAGACGUUCCACAUACAAGUUUGGACAAAAUAGUUGAUGAACUUCUCUCUAAACUACAGAAGGAUCUUGAUGUGGAUGAGAAGAUUACAUCACAAGCUGGAAAGUCUUUCUUUACUUUCCAAGAGACUUAUCAAGAUGCAAUGGCAUCUGUGGAUCACUUGAAGGAAACAAUUCAAGGUGUGAGUUACAAACCUGAUGGUGCAGACUAUGAAGAAACAUGGAUAACAGCUCUAUGCACAUUGCCAAUGGUAAACAAGAGUCACGUUGCCAUCGCACGCUUGCGUAAUCCACUCAACUUGGGGAACAAAUGUGAAGAAGUUCAGUUUGUUAUUGCCAUCAUUGCUCCAAAGAAGGAGAAAUUUACAAAGAAUGCUGUUGAGAUUGGCCGCACAUUCUCAUCUAUGAUGUGCAACCGUGGGUUCAGGCACAGCUUGAUGGUAGCUGAGACGGAGAAGCAAUUCAAGGAAGCCUUGAUUGUGCAGAGUGCAAAGUACAAGCGACAAGUCACGGAGUCUCUCUCUGAAGGUGCAAUGCUGGCAGGAGGUGGGGAAGUGGAGUUCCAGUCCCAUAGAGCACAGAGUUAUACAUUGAAGCAAAUGGGCCGAGGAAUCUAUGAUGAUAUAAAGCGAAGAUUGCCCCAUUAUUGGUCAGAUUAUAAAGAUGGAUUUGUGGGUAAACAUACAAUUCACAAAGUGAUCGCAACCAUCCUGUUUCUCUACUUUGCUUGCCUACUACCCGACAUUGCUUUUGGAACAUUAUAUGAGAAAAACACCAACGGCGUUAUUGAUGUGACAUCAUGCAUCAUGUCUCAAACAGUUGGAGGAUUAGUGUUUGCGUUAAUUAGUGGCCAACCAAUGCUUGUGCUAUUGACAACUGCACCCCUUGCCCUCUAUGUAAAAGUAAUAAAGAUUGUAAGUACGGAGUUUAAUUUGGAUUUCAAGGCCAUGUACGCCAUGACUGGGAUAUGGAACGGAAUAUUUUUACUUCUACAAUCAGUCACCAAUGCCAGUAUGCUAAUGAAGUAUUCUACAAGAUCAACUGAGGAAAUAUUUGGAUUUUUCAUUGCGCUUGCUUUCAGUGCAGAUGCAAUCAAAGCUACAAUUGGAAACUUUCAGAAGAACUACAACUUUGAAUGUCCAAACAAAGCGAUCGGCAGUUUAUCUUCAGUUCUCAACAUGACUAUGAACACAAGUGACCCGACCACUGCAACACCAACAGUUAGCUCCUACCCUGCAGAAUGCAUUAGCAAGAUUUUUUGCUGUCGUCCGGAAAAUUCAAUUCUCUUCUUGUUUCUGAUGUGUGGUACCUUGUGGCUGGGGUUGACACUUCUUAGAUUUGAUGAAUCUCAGUUUUUAUCAUCCACCAAGAGAGAGAUCCUGACAGAUUACGCUCUUCCUCUCUCUGUUAUUAUUUUCUCAUUCUUUGGAUCUUAUGUGUUCAGACAAAUACCCCUUGAAGGAUUCAACUACAUACCUGGAAGGUCGUUCUUUACUCUUGCCCCAUUUACUACACUACCACCACUGGCUCAUGUGGGGGCUUGUGGGUUGGGCCUUUGUCUCAGUUGUCUUUUCUUUGUGGAUCAGAAUGUGAGUGCUGCGGUCAUUAAUUCUCCACAGAACAAGUUGGUAAAGGGACCUGCCUACCACUGGGAUCUAAUGGUUGUCGGUUUUAUCAAUAUAUUCCUCUCUAUAUUCAACCUACCGUGGGUCCAUGCAGCCCUCCCUCAUUCCCCAAUGCAUGUCAAGGCACUUGCAGAUGUUGAACAACAUGUUACUAACAUGGGAACUGUACAUGAUGAGAUUGUAAAAGUGAGAGAAACUCGCAUCACAAGCAUUGUGUCUCAUGUAUUGAUUGGCCUUUCAUUGUUGUUUGUGCCUGUGCUUCAAUACGUUCCUAUUGCAGUGUUGCAGGGCUUGUUCUUGUACCUUGGCUUUUCUUCAUUCAGUGGAAACCAAAUGUUUGACCGAAUGAUGCUCAUCUUUACUGAAGGAAGUUCCUACCCACCCAACCACUAUGUGAGAAAAGUUCCACAGAGGAAGCUUCAUCUUUUUACACUGAUUCAGGUGUUAGGGUUGGUUAUUGUGUCCGUGUUUGGUUUUGUGGAUCUUUAUUACAUGAAGAUGAUAUUCCCCGUCAUUAUCCUACUACUUCUGCCAAUACGGCACAAGCUCUUGCCCAAGAUAAUUGAACGGAAGUACCUCGCCAUUUUAGAUUCUUAAGUCCAGAUAUCUACCACCCGAUUCACACAAUACAACAGUCUAAACUUUUAAAUAAACUAUACAUUAUUGAUUUUAUUUACACCCAUUGUUGCAAGUGUUUUUUUAAAUAUUGCACUCGCAGUAUAGUUCUUUGUACCACACUCAUGGUAUUGGCACCACAACUUUUCUGUAUAUGCUUGUUUAAUUUAGAGUAGUGUAUUUUUUGUAGCCCCUCUAUAUAUUUAACCAAACUAAUCAUGCAUUUGCCGUGUAUGUUUUGCCCUGUUUUAUAUAGCCAUACCAUGCAGCUGGCCAGUGUGUUUCACCUUAUAUUUUAUUAAUUUUUAACACGCUGUUGGUGCUUAACCUCUAAUAGCUGUACAAUACAAAAAAUGUAACAUGUCA
Molecule: messenger RNA, 3482 nt
Organism: Ciona intestinalis (vase tunicate)
Lineage: Eukaryota; Metazoa; Chordata; Ascidiacea; Phlebobranchia; Cionidae
Source: RefSeq, a predicted model, not a curated record